Molecule: messenger RNA, 4966 nt
Organism: Monopterus albus (swamp eel)
Lineage: Eukaryota; Metazoa; Chordata; Actinopteri; Synbranchiformes; Synbranchidae
Gene: fhip2a
Product: FHF complex subunit HOOK interacting protein 2
Exons: 18
Coding region: 51-2399 (782 amino acids)
Source: RefSeq, a predicted model, not a curated record
GUAUUCAUCGUUAUGAAGGCUGCGGCAAAAGAUACUCACCUCUAGUAGACAUGCCCGGGUCAUUAUAUGAAACCUCCAAUCUGGAUCGAGGCGGCAGCAACAGGAAGAAGAAGAUAGAGGAAUUCUCUAGGUCUUCUCGGGAGAAACUAGUCCAGUCGAAGAACAAAAUGUUCUCCAAAUUUACAUCCAUUCUCCAGCACGCCGUGGAAGCGCUUGCCCCAUCACUGCCCUUACAGGAGGAUUUUGUCUAUCACUGGAAAGCCAUUACACAUUAUUACAUUGAGACAUCUGAUGACAAAGCUCCAGUCACAGAUACCAACAUCCCAUCCCACCUGGAACAGAUGCUGGACAUCCUGACCCAGGAGGAAGGAGAAAGGGAGUCUGGAGAGACGGGACCCUGCAUGGAGUAUCUCCUACACCAUAAGAUCCUGGAGACUCUCUACACCUUGGGCAAGGCAGAUUGUCCUCCAGGGAUGAAGCAGCAGGUGCUUACCUUCUACACAAAGCUGCUAGCACACAUUCGUCAGCCUCUCCUGCCACACAUCAAUGUCCACAGACCUGUACAGAAACUGAUCCGUCUGUGUGGGGAGGUGUUGGCUGCUCCUACAGAAAAUGAAGAGAUUCAGUUCCUUUGUACAGUCUGUUCCAAACUGAAGCAGGAUCCAUACCUUGUCAACUUUUUCCUUGAGAACAAGUCAAAACGACUUGAGACGACGAGUCCUAAAAGAGCAGAGGGGGUGAAGGAGAACGUGCUGACUCCAGACACUGGUCAGGCUCCAGGGGAGGAACAGACCGACCGCCCAGCAGAACCACAGGCUGCAGCAGCUGCCUCUACCUCUAGUCCAACCACUAUCAACAACAACAGCAACAAUUACAAUUUGGUCACCUGCCUGCUCAACCUCACAAAGAGCCCUGAUGGUAGGAUAGUGGUGAAGGCAUGUGAAGGCCUGAUGCUGCUGGUCAGUUUACCAGAGCCUGCUGCUGCCAAGUGUUUGACUGAAAACACUGAGCUCUGCGAGCUUCUGACCGACAGACUGGUCUCAUUCUAUAAAGCCCUGCCACCGUCCAUGGACCCCCUGGACAUUGAGACAGUGGAAUCAGUCAACUGGGGCCUGGAUGUAUAUAACCUGAAGGAGGAUGCUGGUAUCUUCACAGGGAAGAGGGCUCUCAUCUCUUUUCUGUCCUGGCUAGAUUACUGCGAUCAGCUCAUCAAGGAGGCUCACAAGUCAGCAGCUGCAGUGAUGGCAAAGGCAGUGAGAGAAAGAUUCUUUGUGUCUGUGAUGGAGCCACAGCUCAUGCAGACGUCCGAGGUGGGCAUCCUGACCUCCACAGCCUUGCUGAACAGGAUCAUCAGGCAGGUGACUUCAGAGGCUCUGCUGCAGGAGAUGGUUUACUUCCUGCUGGGGGAGGACAGAGAGCCAGAGACUCCAGCUACUGUGGCUCAGAAUCCACUCAGACAUAGACUCAUCGAGCACUGUGACCACCUGUCAGACGAGAUCAGCAUCAUGACACUGCGGCUAUUUGAGCAACUAAUCCAGAAGCCCAACCAGCACAUCCUCCACAGCUUGGUGCUGCGCAGCCUGGAGGAGAGAAACUACCUGGAGAACAAACCACAGGAGGAGCGGGAGCCCUUGGAAAACGGCCAGCCCCAUGAUGCUGUAGACCUUGAAGAGGAUCCACUGUUUGGUGACGACCUUUCUCCGGACAGCAGGCUGCAUAGGUCCGAUUGGCUUGACUCCUCCCCGCCGCGGAGUCCUGACCACUCAAAGUCUGACGGGAAGACAGAAGUCCACAAGAUUGUCAACAGCUUCCUGUGUUUGGUGCCCGAUGAGGCCAAGUCGUCUUACCAUGUAGAAGGCACAGGCUACGACACCUACCUCAGAGAUGCACACAGACAGUUCAGGGAUUACUGUGGGGUCUGCCAGCAGUGGGACUGGAGGGGAAAUCCAAAGCCUUUGGAGAAGUGUAAUUUGGACAUCCCAUUCUUCGAGGGUCACUUCCUCAAGGUUCUCUUUGACAGGAUGGGUCGCAUCCUAGAUCAGCCCUACGAAGUCAACCUGCAGGUGACCGCAGUGCUGUCUAAGCUGUCCGUGUUACCACACCCCCACCUGCACGAGUACCUGCUGGAUCCUUACAUCAACCUGGCCCCUGGCUGCAGGUCUCUGUUCUCCGUCAUCGUCAGAGUGGUGGGAGAUCUCAUGUUGAGGAUUCACCGCAUCCCAGACUUCACCCCCAGACUGCGGCUCGUGAGGAAGAGAUUGUUAGGUUUAGAGCCAGAGGGCAUCAAUAUCGACCACAUGACACUGCUGGAGGGGGUGAUCGUGCUGGAGGAGUUCUGCAAAGAGCUGGCAGCCAUAGCUUUUGUUAAAUACCACGCAGCGGCGGCAUCCUCACCGUGAUCCCUCCGGCUGUUCAUCCAGCCACCUUGGCCAGGCAGACAGGUCAGAAUAAAACUGGGGUGUGGUUGUUCCGGUGGCACAGGGUCAGCAAAAUAUCACCACUAACUGCUCAUCCCUGCAAGACUGUUAAAGACCACAUGGACAGGUUUCACUGCUCUCCCUUUUAUGGCCUCUUGGACUCCACCAGAAAACUGUCUUUGAGCAGGUCAGAGCUCAGGCACUGCCUUGCCAGCAGAGGAGCAAGAGGACGAGAACAGAGGUGCAGAUGUUCACUGGUCUCUUCUCAGCCUCUUCAGGUUCUCUCACUGCCCCUCCUCCAUCUUUGCUUCUCACCAGGGUAAAGACGACAGGCCUGUAAUUAUUAUGUUAAGGAGAAAAGGAGGUGUGUGUAUUUAUCUUCUGUCCCAUUAUCACCCAUUUGUAAACAUCACUGCCUUAGUGUGGAAUCACACUUUUCAGUUAGAUAAUUGUUUCCUUUUGAAACAUUUUUAUCUUAACCCCAAACCUGUUGUCUGUUUGAAGACAAGAUGCUAUAGAGAAAAAAUGCCCACUACCUUGAGUCCUUGUAUGUACCUGUAGUUACAAUACGUCACUCGUCUUUUAAAAGCCAAGUCUUCUUAUUUAUUUCUUUGCUUUAAGGUUGCCUUUUAAACUAAAGAUAAAACAAAUGUAUAAUAGUCAUGACUGAACAGAUGCUGUUUACUUUGUCCUCAUUUUGUCUUUACGUACUUAAAGUACAAAGCUCAUCUGUAAUUACCAUCACCCAAAGAUGUCACCAUCCAUCAUGUUUUGUUAAAUGGUAAAUUUUGCAAGUUAUGUGAAUUUGCACAUAGAUGUCAUUGCUUUGCACUCGUUACAUUAAUCAGGUUUAUUCGUGCUUUUGUUGGUUGGCUUUUGAGAAAUGUCAAGUUGGCAUUUGUGGAAAGAGGCGUCUUGUUUGUGAUUCCGUGUGAGUUUUUGUUCUCCACACCCACUGUUUCCAGUAAUUGGUUUGCUUUAUUGAUGGGAGAGGAGCAAAAUUCCUGACUUUAUUGAACAGUGUCCACUAACUCCAGACAUACUGCAUCUUUUAGCUGUGGUUCCCCAACUAAGUCUCCCUGGAUGUAUAUAGUUACAGUUUUAAACUUCUGAGAUUUUUAUUUGAAGUGAUCCAGUAAUUCACAAGAAAAAGUAAAGAUUUCAAGAAAAUCUGAAAAGACAAACAUCAUCUUCUGAUCUUGUUAAUUAGCUCAUAGGCCUUUGGCAGGGCCCAGACCCCCAGUUUGGAAACCACUGGCUUACAGCAUCCUGAGAGCUCCGUGUUUCUCCAUAUGUUCUCAUCACUUCUUAUGAGGUUCUGUGUUUACUAACAGUAUUACUUUUUCAUCCUGAUCUUUAAUGACGAGUAAAUGUAUUCAUGGUGCUGUGUGUUGUUGGAACUGGGUGUCUGGUUGUCUAUUGCCUGGACAUCUGUGGAGGGUGUUGGUAACUUCCAGUCACCUCGCGGGUCAGUGAUUCAUUCAGAUGCUCCUUGAUAUGACUUCUGUUCUUAUCUUGUGUUCCAAGCGUGAAUGGGUCGAUUGGUUGACAUGUUUGAUAUUGAGUUAGUUUUGGUAUCGUCUCUGUUCUUGUUUUUGCCCUUCGUCUUCUAGUCCCACCUCGAACCCCUCACUUGAAUACCCAAGCCCCAUUAUGCAACUGCUUGCAUGGAAUCAGAUUUGCACAUUGUGUUUUCCUUGUUCAUACUGUAAAUAUACACAGCGAAAAGACUUUUUUGUUUCAUAAACCAAAAGUUCAGGCUGUACAUUUCUAUUUUAAUGGGAAAUGUUUUUUAAAUUGUCAAUCAUGCAUUUUUUAAUCAGCACCAACGUUUCCUGUACAGUUGUAUAUUGCAUGUCUACAAUAGCAAUAGAGAUAUGCUACCUGGUGUAAACGCAUGCUUGUACAUCAUUUUUCAUUGUCGAAGUGGAAAAAAAGGCAGUGCAGCCAUCUGUGACUAUUUCUUAGCUGUCAGCACUUUGUUGUUAGAAGACACUGACAGGGAGACAUGAUGCCUUACUUCUCACUGUGGAUCUCUGAGGACUCCUAGAAUCAGUGUCUAGGGAGUUUUCUGCUUCACUGCUGUUUGUUGUGAUCUUAUUAUGCUUCUGUCGCUUGUGUUCCAUUGACUUGGUUUGGUUUGUGAAGAUAUACAGGACUCUGUAGUCGAAAAUCUGAUACCAAAUGAUUUCUUUUCUUGUGUUGGCUUCAACCAGUCACUGUAUCAUGUUCGCUGCUUUCCUCCCUCUGCUGUGAAAUGACUUUCUCUCUUACUUCUGAGUCAUGGCCAGUUUGAUUCUGUGAUUGUGCAAUGGAUAAUUGAAACAUUAAGGUAAGGUGCAUGCUCGCUCCUCCUGCCUCCCAGUGCUUCUUAGAGAAAUCAGAAGCCAUCGCUUCAAGUCUCUUGUGGACUCAGGAGCAUUUAUGGUUCAUUUAUUCCUCAUCAGCCAUCUUCUGUUCAUCACUGCUGUUAUAGAGAUGUUAGGUUUCAUUCAGGACAGUAUAGUUUUAACCUGCUAUGGCCCUAUUAAAAAAGUUCUUCAGCGGGA